Durio zibethinus is the source of this 1156-nucleotide messenger RNA. RefSeq lists its product as uncharacterized. Lineage: Eukaryota; Viridiplantae; Streptophyta; Magnoliopsida; Malvales; Malvaceae. The record is from RefSeq and is a predicted model, not a curated record.
AUGGAAUCCGACUAAAGUCUUUGAUAUUACCUGUUUUAUACCUAGGAUGAAAAACAAAUAAAUCAUCGUUUCUUUUGUGGAUUGACGACAAAGAGACGACAAGGCAUAGAAUUGGAGGAAUUAAAUCUGUUAAUAUUUUUUUGGGUGCAAAUUAAAGAUGGGAUCAUCAUCAGUAAUAACCCCAGAAGAUGUGUUGGAGUCAUUGAUGAAUGAUGGAACCAUUGAUGCUCUCAGGUUGAAGAUUAUCAAUCAGCUUAAAGCCAAUGAGGAGCUGAAGAAUACGACAAUCAAAAUGGCAGAGCAGAGUAAGGUCCUAAACACCGCUGGUGCGGAGAAACAGACGAAAAGAGAAUUGUUUGAUGCACUUAGGCAGGAACUUGAAAUCCCAGUUCUUGAGAGGGCCUCAAAAUCAGUUUGGGAGUUGAUUCUGGACAGUGGUGGGCUGGGGAAGGAAAUAAGUGAAACAGUGGAAAGAGUGUUCUGUAAAUUAAGUGGCAGGGAGCUUCCAUUGUUUCCUUAUUCAAAUGAUGAACGUGAGCCUGAAAGGGAAGUGGAGGAGGAGAAAAGAAAAGGGGAAGACAAGGAAAAGGUGAAUUCAAACUCCAAACCAAAGAAACGAAGUUUCAGAGACAUGAAUGCUGAGAGAAGUGCCAGUGAAUAAAAUGUUUUAAUUUCAGUUGUAUAAAUAGAACAACAAUCUCUAAGCAUUUCGAUCAAUAUUUUUUAUUUAUAAUCAUGGAUAUUAAUUAUAUCUGGGUGUAACAUUCUCAUGUUCACUCGUACAUGAUAAAUUAAACUGCCUUUGAUACUAAUCCCCUACUUAAUUUACAUAUUUGUUAGAAAAUGGCAGCUGAACUUGUGAAUUUGAUUGAACGUAAGUAACCUUACCAUUGACACAAAAAUUGAGAUGUUGAUGGCUUGGACAAAUUUCUUUAAAAUUAGAACAUCUUCUUCGGAAGUUCUGAUCAUGGGGCAAGGGGAGUGCCCUGCUGGCUUAGCCAUGCUUUAAUUUGUUUCAUGAUGUCUAAAAGAAAUUAAGUACUAUUGUUCAUUAAUUUCAUUUUUCUUUCAAACAUCUUGGUCCUGUGGGAUCUUGGAGUAAAAAUAAAAGGGUGAAGAGAGAGAGAGAGAGAGAGAGAGAGAGAGAGAGAGAGAG